GACAUGCGCGUUUCCCUUUCCAUUAUUGAUUUUUGUAAAAUUAUUGAUAACAAUGUUGAUAGUGAUGUAUUCGUUCUGGAUUUUGUGUCGAUAUGUGUUUUACUUCAAACAAGCCAAUAGCUGUUGAUGCCGCGUUGUUAGAAUAAUUAACUUUAUUAAUUAGUAAGAGUUUCAUUUUUACCCUGCCAUAGUACCACGGGAAUUCAGCGAAAAUGGUGAUUUUGAAAGCAGUGAAGUGCUUGGCAGACGAUUGGGCUCUUACGAAUUGUGUAGUAGUGAAUGAUGAAGAUUUUCGAAAUGACACAAAGUAUAUUGAGGUACAGCACCAAAUUAAACCGGAACUUAAGUUUUGGUUUACAGUCAUGUUUGUUAAAAAUCCUCCUCCUCGAGGAUGUGUAGCAUUUUCUGUAAAUCAGCGAGAAUGGGCACAAUUAUCUAUUAAUCAGUCAAUCAACAUUGCUCCACAUACCAAAAAUACACCACUUGACUUUUUGCUUUCAGUUGAAGCUGAAAUUGAUUAUUAUCAAAAAAAGAAUGCUAAAACUGCCAAUGAAAAAUUUGAUACUGAUAUGAUGGCUAAAGAGUUUACAAUCAACUUCAACAAUCAUGUUUUAUCAGUCGGUCAAACUUUACUUUUUCAGUUGCCUGAAAAACCUCUAAUGUGUAUUAUAAUCAAAAGCAUUGAAGGAGUAAAUCAACAAGAAAUCAAUUCUGGGGAAAAACCUCGUUCGAUUCAGUUUGGAAAAUGUUUAAGUAAUACUGCUGUACGUUUCGUAACUGGUUCUAAUGCAUCAAUAAUGUUGGUAGGAAAGUCAAAAUGUCAACAAACACGCGUGUCAAUAAUAAAUCCAGACUUUGAUUUCAACAAAAUGGGUAUUGGUGGUUUGGAUAGUGAAUUUAAUGCUAUUUUUAGAAGAGCUUUUGCAUCUCGAGUGUUUCCACAAGAAAUAAUAGAACAACUUGGAUGCAAACACGUCAAAGGUAUUUUGUUAUAUGGUCCACCUGGUACAGGUAAAACAUUGAUGGCUAGACAAAUUGGACAAAUGUUAAAUGCUCGUGAACCCAAAAUUGUCAAUGGUCCACAAAUUUUGGACAAAUACGUUGGUGAAUCUGAAGCAAAUAUAAGGAGAUUAUUUGCUGAUGCAGAAGAAGAAGAAAAAAGAUCUGGUCCAAAUAGUGGUUUGCACAUAAUAAUCUUUGAUGAAAUUGAUGCUAUUUGUAAAGCAAGAGGCUCUGUAGGGGGAAAUACAGGAGUACACGACACAGUGGUCAAUCAAUUAUUAGCUAAAAUUGAUGGUGUUGAACAGCUUAAUAACAUAUUAGUUAUAGGGAUGACAAAUCGAAGAGACAUGAUUGACGAAGCAUUAUUAAGACCUGGCCGACUUGAAGUACAAAUGGAAAUUAGUUUACCUGAUGAACAUGGACGAUAUCAAAUAUUGAACAUCCAUACAACACGCAUGAAAGAGUUUAAAAAAAUUGCUGAUGAUGUAAACAUGAAGGAACUUUCAGUGCGAACUAAAAAUUUCAGUGGUGCUGAAUUGGAAGGUCUAGUUCGUGCAGCUCAAUCUACAGCUAUGAACCGUUUGAUAAAAGCUAAUAAUAAAGUAGAAGUCGAUCCUGAUGCAUCAGAAAAACUUCAAGUGUGCAGGGAUGAUUUUCUUCAUGCACUUGAACAUGAUAUAAAGCCAGCAUUUGGUGCUAGUGCAGAGGCUUUGGAACAUUUUUUGGCUCGUGGUAUCAUAACAUGGGGACCUCCCGUGAGUGGAAUUUUGGAAGAUGGAACAUUACUUACACAACAAGCUCGUGUUGCAGAUGCAUUUGGUCUUGUUUCUGUACUUAUUGAAGGACCGCCAAAUUCUGGAAAAACUGCAUUAGCUGCAAUGUUAGCAAAAAAUUCAGACUUCCCCUUUGUUAAAGUAUGUUCACCAGAAGACAUGGUUGGGUUUACUGAAACAGCCAAAUGCUUACAGAUCAGAAAAAUCUUUGAUGACGCAUACAGAUCUCAACUUAGCUGUAUUUUAGUUGAUAAUAUUGAACGAUUAUUAGACUAUGGUUCAAUUGGGCCAAGAUACUCCAAUCUGACACUUCAAGCUUUGUUAGUUCUGUUGAAAAAACAACCUCCUAAAGGUAAAAAACUUCUAGUGCUGUGCACCAGCAGCCGUAAGCAAGUACUGGAAGAAAUGGAAAUGCUAUCUGCUUUCACUGCUGUACUUCAUGUUCCUAAUCUCAGCCAACCCGAAGAACUCAUUACUGUACUGGAGCAAUUUGAUUUGUUUACCAAACAAGAUAUUCAUAAGAUAUAUAAUCAAAUAUCAGGACAUAAAGUGUUUAUUGGUAUAAAAAAGCUGUUAGCUUUAAUUGAUAUGGCACGUCAAAUGGAUCCAAAAGUAAGAGUGAUCAAGUUUCUGACUAAAAUGGAAGAAGAAGGAUGUCUAGACUUAGGUACUAUGAUUCAUUAACUGUUGUAUUUAUUACUUAUUAUUGUUUUCAAAAUAAUUUAAAUAAUAUUACUAAAUCUUUAUAAAAAACGAACUAUGUU
This is a messenger RNA of Sipha flava (yellow sugarcane aphid), 2539 nucleotides long. RefSeq names its product vesicle-fusing ATPase 1-like. Lineage: Eukaryota; Metazoa; Arthropoda; Insecta; Hemiptera; Aphididae. Bases 213 to 2459 code for a protein of 748 amino acids. Gene Ontology annotation, cellular component: Golgi stack. The transcript has 12 exons. Gene Ontology annotation, molecular function: ATP binding; ATP hydrolysis activity. Gene Ontology annotation, biological process: intra-Golgi vesicle-mediated transport; SNARE complex disassembly; Golgi to plasma membrane protein transport. The record is from RefSeq and is a predicted model, not a curated record.